Fusarium fujikuroi IMI 58289 is the source of this 1620-nucleotide messenger RNA. RefSeq names its product related to O-methylsterigmatocystin oxidoreductase. The transcript has a single exon. Lineage: Eukaryota; Fungi; Ascomycota; Sordariomycetes; Hypocreales; Nectriaceae. The record is from RefSeq and is a predicted model, not a curated record. The coding region runs from base 1 to 1620 and encodes 539 amino acids. Gene Ontology annotation, molecular function: monooxygenase activity; iron ion binding; heme binding.
AUGGCAGUUACUUCAAUUUCACUUUUGGUGCUCGGUAUUGUUGCUGGUGCAACAAUUUUUUACUUGUCGUCGCCAACUAGGAAAGACAGGAAGAGGCCCCUCAAACUACCCAUCAUCGGCGACAUCCACAACUCCCCAAUCGAGAAGCCACUGCUGCGAUGGGAUGCUUGGGUGAAAGAAAAUGGCGCUAUCGCAACGUCGAAACUGUUCGGGAUAAUGCCUGUUGUUGUUAUCAACACAGCCGAGGCAGCGACAGAGCUGCUGGGCAAGAGGGGCGCUUGGUACAGCAAUCGUCCAAGGUCCGUGGGCAUGGAGAUGAUCACAGGCGCUGGGCCAGGACAGUCACGAUUCACGUUGAUGCAUGACAUGGAUGCGCAUUUAAAGCUUCAUCAUCGCAUCUUGUCUCCGUCGCUCGGUGGUGUCGCUGCUCCGCGCUAUCAGCCCGUCAUGGAACUCGAAGCCAAGCAGCUCGUCAAGGACCUCGUCGAACUGAGCGAGCACAAGUCGGUAGUCGUUACCAGCGACGAUGUGUUCCCUUUCCUCGAACGCGCACAAGCGAGUAUUAUUCUCGCAUUGCACUAUAGCGUUCGGGUUCCCACCCUUGAUUAUCCACUUUAUCAACGGGUCCGUGAGACGCAGGCUAAGGUCACCUCGUAUGCGUCGAGGCCUGGCCUGCCCGAUAUCUUCCCAUUCCUUGCCAAGCUCCCAGCGGCAAUUUCACCGUGGCGUAGAGCUGCAGAUAAAUUAUUUAACGAGCAAAAAGACCUCAACCUGCACUUGUUAAGCCUCGGUGAUGACAGUCCCGGAUGGAAUGCAACGAAACAAGCACGCUCCCUUGCAGCGAAAUACGCCAAGGAGCCGAUUCCCGACAUUGACCUCGCUUUCACACUUGCGACGAGUGUCCAGGGUGGUAUAGAGACUAGCACUCGUACAAUACUCUGGUUGUUCAUCGCUGCGAUGACAGCCAACAGGAGCUUUAUGAAACGAGCGCAUGACGUACUGGAUGCUGUUGUCGGGCGGGAUCGACUCCCUUGCUUCGCGGACAGAUCCUCCCUCUGUUACAUUGACGCUAUUGUAUCUGAGCUUCUGCGUUGGCGGCCUAUUUCCCCGGGAGGUGUACCUCGUCGGGCAGACAAACAAGACUCUUUUAAGGGUAUCAACAUCGUCAAGAAUGCGAUGGUCUUGACAAAUGCGUGGUCUAUCGGCCGUGAUGAAGCUGUGUUUGAUCAGUCGCUGGGCGACCUCGACCAAUUCAUUCCCGAAAGAUGGCUAGAUGGUGAAAGCAUACGCGUAGACAUUAAGAACCAAGGAGAACUGAGGACUUCCCUCCCGUUGCCAGUAUUUGGUCACGGUCGGCGAAGCUGUCUUGGAAAACGUGUUGCUGUAGAUGGCACCUUUGCCCAGGUCGCAACGAUGAUCUGGGCAUUUGACUUUGAGCCUACCCAAGACGUAGAUGAAAUGGAGAUGGAGGUUGUCUGGUUUAUGACGGAGCCCAAACAGUUCAAAUUCAAGCUAAAGCCGAGGGGUUCAUGGGUAUCCAAGGUCAUCGAGGAGGAGUGGAGGACUGCUGAUAAAGACCUUGGUAAGAUCAUGGGCAAAAUUGGUGAUAUUGAGGCCUGA